CACAUCGGUACUCUCUCCCUCCACCUGGACGUAUCUUCUCAGUAAGGUCAGGACAUCCGCUGCUGGGACGUGAGGGUUGUACAUCUGGAUUGUUACAACCCGACUCCUCUGCACAGGAAGCACACAUAACGGGACCUCCGGCAAGUUGGAGAACUUCAGGAAGAAGACUUUAGAAGUUGGUCUUUCCUCAACAGUUCCCUCCAAGUCACUCACCAUCCUGCCUGAGAAAGAGAUCGCAGUUCCCUCAGUGUGGCUGGGUUAAACUCCCUCUCUCAGUUGAUCACCGCCUUCUCAAGGGCAUCUCAGGGUGAGCAAUAAAAGCUGGCACAAUCAGCGGUGCCCACAUCCCGCGAAUAAAUAUCCCCUGUCAUAAAACGCUUAUCACUCAGUGGUCGACCAAUCCUUUACACGGUUUCACUUUCUGGCCCGCCCAUUUAUUCUCUCCAUUUUGAAAUCAUUUCCCUUUCUCUUUGGAGAGCGGCUGGAGUUUCUCUGCUUGUGUUGAGGGUCAGUAAGUCCACAUUAAGGAGGCGGCCCUGGUGCUGGUUUUGUUGCUGAGCAGAGCUCACAGACUUGCUGAGAAUAAACUGGGACAAGGUGCUCGCUGCAGCUUCUGGAUGCCAACCCAGCGACAUAGGAACUAGCUGCUGACCAAGCCCGUGGGUUCAGGAUGCCUUCACCUCCCCAGGAUAUGGGUUAACAAGGAUUUUCUUUGAGGUAAUCAAUUAAAUCUGUGCAAAGAUGAACAGAAGAUGUAUCAGUGUUGUGUUCCUAUUCUGUAUUCUUCAAAUUGCAAAGCCAGAGACGUUUGAUGUCAUUGGAUUAGAUGAACCCAUUAUAGUCACUGUCGGUGAUGAUGCUGUAUUACCAUGCCAUGUGGUACCAAGUACAUCUUUGGAAGAUCUGGAAGUUCGAUGGUUUAAGUUAGACUUUACUACACCAGUCCAUUUAUACGCUGGUAAACAGGAUCGUCCUGAUCUGCAGGAUAAGGAUUACCGAGAGAGGACUGAACUUUUUAAAAAUGAGUUUCCCCAUGGAAAUGCUUCUCUGAAACUGAAGAAAGUAAAAGCAUCAGAUGAAGGGAUCUACACAUGUUUUAUUGACUUCAAGUCAAGCUAUGAGGAAGCAGUGAUAAAUCUCAAAAUUGGAGGUAUUGGACAGCCGCCUUGGAUUCACUUGAAGGGAACCAGUAACAAAGGAGUUCGUCUUGUAUGUAAAUCAGAUGGGUGGUAUCCUGAACCAAGUGUGCAGUGGCUAGAUGGAAAUCAAAAAGCUGCGAAUGCAAAACCUGAAACAACUCACCAAAAAGAUAGCAAUGGCCUUUUUACUGUUUUAACUCAAAUUGAUGUAACAAGUGACUCCAUGAACAGAUUCUCCUGUCUAAUGCAAAACAAUUUAUUGAACAAAGCAAAAGAAGCCCGUCUUCAGAUACCAGAAAUAUUCUUUCCCAAGAUCAACGUGUGGCUGAUAGUUUUCUGGGUGUUUGUAGCCCUUGUGAUUAUUAUUAUCAUUCUUGAAAUAAUGUUCCACAGAAGAAACCGUAAAAGGAUCAAAGAGCUGCAACUGUUUUGCAUUUUGGAAGGUUAUAAAAACAUGGAAAUCAAUUAUCCCUCUGUAACAUUGGUUAAGAAAACCGACUAUCAAGAAGUUGAAGUGUCUGAGGAUCUGAAGAGUGUAAGAUGGACUGGGAAAAGUCAACCUAAUGCUGAGAAGGGGCUUAAAGACCGGUCCUAUGUGCUGGGAACAGAAGGAUUCACAUCAGGGAGACAUUACUGGGAAGUGGAGGUGAUUGGGAAAGGCGAGUGGAAUCUGGGCAUCGUUUCAGACUCUGUGAAUUGGGAGGAAGAGAUUGAACUGAAACCUGAGAAUGGAUUCUGGACCAUUGGAUGGCUGGGAAAUAAUCUGGUCGUGAAUACCUCUGACAGUCCUCGUCAAUCUAUUGGUGAUGUACCAAAGAAGAUUGGUGUUUAUCUCAGUUAUGAGUCUCAGUCAGUUUCAUUUUUCAAUGCAGACACAAAAUCUCAUCUCUACACAUUUCAUGGAAUCAAAUUCCCACAAAAACUUUAUCCAAUAUUGCAAACUUCAGAAAAUACAAGUCUGAAAAUCUGUCCCAAUUCAAUGAAAGGUUCAAUAGUAUUGAAAUAUUGAAGCCCAUGCUUUAACUUGCAAAUUGGACAUGGCAGGAAUAUAAAAGUGAUGGUAUUGCUUUGGACAUUUAUUCUAUGUGACCCUAUAUUAACUUCCAUUAACUUGAGUAAAGUUGAAUAUCAGGCAUCUGAUAAUGGAUAAUAUGUUUCACUAAUUUGGUUCCUUGUUAUGUUUAAUUUUAUCCCAUUCAAUCAACAGGACUCAUGAACUGAUAAUGUGUUUAUUACAUAAUAGAUAAUUAUAUAAAGCAGUGAACCUAGAAAUAAGAAGGCCAUUCAGCCUGCAAGAAUAUUACUAUCCAUUCAGGUCAAGAUUGCUCUGCUAUUUGAAUUUCCAAAUAUUUGUCUUUGCACGAAAUCCCUUAAAACAUUGGAAAACAAAAAUCCAUUCAUAUAAAAUUUGAAUAGUGCUGAAAAAAAAACAUAUUUAGACAAAAUAUUCUGAUUUGCACUCACCAGGGGAAUUUGCAAGAAUAUCAGUUCAAAGGGAAAACCAACAUUAUGUUGCAUGAGAAGAGAAUGCUGAUUUGUCUAUAAUUGAUUUAGCACCAGCUGCCAUUGGUGAGAACCUUCCAAACUUCUGUCCUUUGCAUGUUUCCUAAUUUCACUCCUAAGUGAUCUGGCUCUGUUUUUAGACCUUGCCACUUUGUCCUAGCCUCUUCCAGAUUUAUUUUUCACUUAUUACAUUCCUUGAACAAAACCCCACUUUAUCCAACAUAUUUCCAGGGAAUGCAGCCCUCAUUUGUAUUUUUCUUGCUUCUAUGUUAAGCCUUGAAAUUCAGCAAAAUCCACCUUAACACUUAGAAGCAGUCAGAGCACUGCAAGUCUGUUCUAACCUGAACUUUAUAUAGCUGAAGUAUGACAUUACUUUCUCAUGUUAUAGUCCUCUAGAUUUAAAGACUGGCAUUCCAUUGGUUUUCAUGAUUAUUUUGUAUACUUGUCAAAGGUCCUAGGUCCUAAGGAGUGUUGCUGAACAAAGAGACCUUGGAGUGCAGGUUCAUAGCUCCUUGAAAGUAGAGUUGCAGGU
This is a messenger RNA of Chiloscyllium plagiosum (whitespotted bambooshark), 3174 nucleotides long. RefSeq names its product butyrophilin subfamily 1 member A1-like. Gene Ontology annotation, molecular function: signaling receptor binding. The record is from RefSeq and is a predicted model, not a curated record. NCBI's taxonomy places the organism in Eukaryota, Metazoa, Chordata, Chondrichthyes, Orectolobiformes, Hemiscylliidae. Gene Ontology annotation, cellular component: external side of plasma membrane. Gene Ontology annotation, biological process: T cell receptor signaling pathway; regulation of cytokine production.